Messenger RNA from Parasteatoda tepidariorum (common house spider), 877 nucleotides. Its product is annotated as lutropin-choriogonadotropic hormone receptor. Gene Ontology annotation, cellular component: plasma membrane. The record is from RefSeq and is a predicted model, not a curated record. NCBI's taxonomy places the organism in Eukaryota, Metazoa, Arthropoda, Arachnida, Araneae, Theridiidae. Gene Ontology annotation, molecular function: G protein-coupled peptide receptor activity; protein binding; protein-hormone receptor activity. Gene Ontology annotation, biological process: hormone-mediated signaling pathway; activation of adenylate cyclase activity; adenylate cyclase-activating G protein-coupled receptor signaling pathway.
GUCAGUACUCCUCCGAGCUACAUGUGCUUCAAAAAGUUCUCUGUAGACAAACUCUUCCUCAGCGGCAAACUUUUUCCUCCUGUCUUCAAAAACUUCGCCAAAUAAACAAAGGAAAAAAUUCCCAAACUAUGUUGAGUACCACUUCAGAAUUGAAGUUUUUUCACUUCUUGGUGUUUCUGCUUGUACUUUUAUUUGCCCGAGCGAUGAUGUCCCCGGAACUUUUUCUGUUGGGGGACAAGAAUGAUUCUUCGUUGGGGUUCCACCAUUACCCGAUAGGGCUGAGGGGUCUCAGAGCCGGACAUCCGGCAGAGGGUUGCAAGUGCCAUCGAGAUCCCAUCUUACCUGAAGAGAUUGUUUGCGUCUGUAGAGGACCAAGGGUCAAGGAUUUUAAAGCCAAUCUGACCAGAGGGUUAACUCGGCUAUCUCUUGAAUCUGUGUCCUUAACAGUUCUCAAGGAAGGGUUUUUCCAGCCACACAAGGAUACUUUAAGAGACAUCGUUUUAUAUGGAAUGAAAGAAUUGACUGAAAUAGAAGAUGGUACCUUUUAUGAUCUUCAUCUUUUACGAACUAUAUCUAUAAAACAAGCACCAAAACUAAAAAGAAUUCAAGACGCAGUUUUCAACUGUUUCCUUCCGAAUUUAAAAAUUGUAAGAAUCGUUCAAUCAGGUCUUGAGUCUGUGCCAAGCCUUCAGUUUGUUGAAACGAAAAGCAUUAUUUACAUAGUAGACCUAGACAGCAAUAAGAUAAGAAGCUUACCGACGGAAGCAGUAAAAAUGAAAACCGAAACACUGUAAGCAUCAACAAUAUUACUAAAACUUAUUAUCUUAUUACUUAUUAUUUUACAUUAUAGCAGCUCAAGAAUUUCUCUUUAGAUGUU